CUAUCACGAUCGCUUCCUUCUUCGCUACAAAAUUCCAAAGCGGAGGGAUCGAUCGGGGAAAAGCGAAGCAGCAGGAGGAGGAACCCUAGGAAUUCUUCCCCUGAUCCGUCGUAGUAUCUUGUAAAGCCCUAGGAAGCGCGCCUGGAUUGAGGCCUGCGGAAGUGGAUGGUGAUGGGCGCGACGGGGUCGAAGCUGGAGAAGGCCCUCGGCGAGCAGUUCCCCGAAGGAGAGCGCUACUUUGGGCUGGAGAACUUCGGCAACACCUGCUACUGCAACAGCGUCUUGCAGGCACUUUAUUUCUGUGUCCCAUUCCGUGAGCAAUUGCUGGAGUAUUAUGAGAACAAAAAGAGCCUGGUAGAGGCAGAUGAAAAUCUUCUGACAUGUCUGGCAGAUCUGUUUUCCCAGAUCUGCUCUCAAAAGAAGAAAACUGGCGUUGUCUCUCCUAGGCGCUUUGUACAAAGAGUAAAGAAAGAAAACGAGCUCUUCCGCAGCUAUAUGCAUCAGGAUGCUCAUGAGUUUCUGAACUUUUUGCUAAAUGAGCUUGUUGAUAUUCUGGAGAAAGAGUGUAAUAAUGCAAAGUCUUCCCCGGAUGGCUCAUUGACGUUAGCUCAAGUUGCAAAUGAUACAAACAAUACUCUAGCCAAUGGUGUAAAGAAAGAACCCUUUGUUACAUGGGUUCACAAAAGUUUUCAGGGCAUUUUAACGAAUGAAACGAGAUGCCUACGAUGUGAAACUGUUACUGCAAGAGAUGAGACAUUUUUUGACCUAAGCCUUGACAUCGAGCAAAACAGUUCCAUAACAAGUUGUCUCAAGAAUUUUAGCUCGACAGAGACUUUAAAUGCAGAGGAUAAGUUCUUCUGUGAUAAAUGCUGCAGUUUGCAGGAGGCUCAAAAGAGGAUGAAGAUCAAGAAGCCCCCAAACAUCCUAGUAAUGCAUCUCAAGCGCUUCAAGUACGUUGAGCAGCUCGGCCGUAACAAGAAGCUUUCCUACCGGGUUGUCUUCCCUUUGGAGUUGAAGCUCAACAACACCAUAGAAGAUUCCGACAUCGAGUAUUCACUCUUUUCCGUUGUGGUUCACGUAGGAAGUGGUCCCAACCACGGUCACUACGUCAGUCUCGUUAAGAGCCACAACCAUUGGCUGUUCUUUGAUGACGAAAACGUGGAGAUGAUUGAUGAAUCCGCUGUGCAAACCUUCUUCGGGUCCGCGCAGGAGUACUCCAGCAACACCGAUCACGGGUACAUCCUGUUCUACGAGAGUCUCACUAGCAGGAGCUGAAGAGCAAUGAACAUACAAUUUUCAAAUUUGUGGGCUACUUCAUUCCUCAAUGAGAAGAAAAGGAUGCAUAUAGUAUAUUGUUGAAGCUCAUGCUCUCUUUCGAAAUAACAAGGAACUUACAUGAACACGAAACUUCGAUACGAGAGAGAUUGUUGUAUGACAAUUGAAAUUUAUUUUCUUUUUUUUGUUUAAAUUAUGAUAAUUUUUUUUUGGAAGGAAUAUUUAUUGUAAUGUAUUGUUAAUGUGAUGAGCCUUUACUUGAAUCCUUCAUAGUGAAGAAAAACCCUUGUUCUUUUUUCUUCAA
Molecule: messenger RNA, 1579 nt
Organism: Zingiber officinale
Lineage: Eukaryota; Viridiplantae; Streptophyta; Magnoliopsida; Zingiberales; Zingiberaceae
Product: ubiquitin carboxyl-terminal hydrolase 4-like
Exons: 6
Coding region: 166-1275 (369 amino acids)
Biological process (GO): protein deubiquitination
Cellular component (GO): cytosol; nucleus
Molecular function (GO): cysteine-type endopeptidase activity; cysteine-type deubiquitinase activity
Source: RefSeq, a predicted model, not a curated record